UUCGAGCACAAACGUCCCACUGCUACUGUAAGUACAAAAAUGGCGACGAGCAUACUGCGGUUCUCUCUCCGUCUUUCCGGCAGAAACAAGGGCAUAAUGACCCGUAACCCCAGCUUGAAAACAUCCCCAAUUUCCAGGACGAUUCAGAGAAGAACUUUGGUAUCCACAACUUCGGGGGCAAUCCUUCCGAAACCAGAAAAGACACCUUUCGGCCUUAUCCGCAUGACAGUGGUGGUGGUACCUUUCCUUUAUGUUGGAACUCUGAUCAGCAAGAGUUUUGCUGCUCUUCUGGAGGAGCAUGACAUAUUUGUUCCUGAGGAUGACGACGAUGAUGACUGACUUUUGUCUGCAACAUAAUAAGAGGGCGCUUUGCAAUAUGGAUCAGGCAGCACAGGCAAGAUGAGCGUGGAAAGAGCACUUUCAGACACAUCCUUUUCCUUCAACCAUCUCCUUCAUAUUGGCGCCCAUAUUUAUGCUGAUUUUGAAAAAUCUCUUGUGAGGCUAUCAGAACUAUUAGCUCUGCCUUCACUCUUGUUUGCAUGUUUACAAGUGUGUCCACUUAAUAAACAACAUUGAUAACACA
Molecule: messenger RNA, 583 nt
Organism: Girardinichthys multiradiatus
Lineage: Eukaryota; Metazoa; Chordata; Actinopteri; Cyprinodontiformes; Goodeidae
Gene: smdt1b
Product: single-pass membrane protein with aspartate-rich tail 1b
Exons: 3
Coding region: 40-339 (99 amino acids)
Biological process (GO): calcium import into the mitochondrion; mitochondrial calcium ion homeostasis
Cellular component (GO): uniplex complex; mitochondrial inner membrane
Source: RefSeq, a predicted model, not a curated record